This is a messenger RNA of Ochlerotatus camptorhynchus, 3143 nucleotides long. RefSeq names its product eukaryotic translation initiation factor 5 (gene eIF5). Bases 1162 to 2517 code for a protein of 451 amino acids. The transcript has 7 exons. Gene Ontology annotation, cellular component: cytosol. The record is from RefSeq and is a predicted model, not a curated record. Gene Ontology annotation, biological process: translational initiation; formation of cytoplasmic translation initiation complex; formation of translation preinitiation complex. Lineage: Eukaryota; Metazoa; Arthropoda; Insecta; Diptera; Culicidae. Gene Ontology annotation, molecular function: translation initiation factor activity; GDP-dissociation inhibitor activity; eukaryotic initiation factor eIF2 binding.
GUCGUUGUGAGAAAACGCGAGAAGAAACCAUCAGUACUUUUGACUUUUUCACGUCGUAGAAGGAAAUCGUAAGUCCGAAUAAAUUCCGAGCUAUUUGUUCUGUUUUGUCCAAUUUGUGUUGCUUUAACGCUUUUUACACAAUCUCAUCUGAAACGGUGUGUGUAUAUCUCCAUAUCAGUCAGUGAGAGGAAAUCAUCAGAAGCAGAUCAGGACACAAAGACAUCGGUCGUAGUUCAAUCUCUAUUCUAAAUAGUGCAAUAAUCGGUUGGUGGCAAGUUUGAGAAUUGAUUGGAGGAAAGGAUCGCCUCGAGUGGCGCCAGCGUUUUAUAUGACUUUAGAAAGAAUACAAGAAACACCAGCACUCAAAGGAGCACCGCUUUCUCCCCUCUUACGGAGUUUAAGUGGUACAUUGUGCAUGAUUUCUCAACAGCGUAGCGUAAGUCACAGGACUUCUAAAUAUUCUAGCAAUAGACAUCGGAAGCUGCAACCAUUUAGAGAAACGUGAAGAUCCUGUCGUUCAAAGGACACUUUGCUUAUCGAAAACUUGUCAGCAGAAUCAACAACAACAACCACAACAGAGAUAUCCGUUUACGCUAGCAGUUUAGUGAGAGAUAACCGCUGCAGUAAGCAAUUCGAACGCGUCAAGUUCUAUCGUAGUCUACGGAAACAAAAUCCACCCACACAUAUUUGAAUUAGCAGCAGUAUCGCACAGUUAAGUCAACUCGAACCAGAUCGAGAACUUUCAUCAUUGCGCGUCAGCAGAAGAUACGAAUCCAUAAUCAAUAUACAAAUGCUUUUGAUACCAACCGUGGUACCACAAAUCGGCGACGGAGAUUCAAUUACCCCCAUUGGCAAUAUCGUAGUAAAACCUAACCGUUGCGAACUUACGCAGCGACAGUGCGCUCAUACUAUCCCGCACCAUCAACAGCAUCAGAUGAAUUUAGCUUGCGAUCAGGAUUGCUAAGGACGAUAAGCUUACAGGGCGACAGUGAGUUGGCAGCAACCAAAAUAGUCGAACACGUGUGUCAUUCCAGAGAGCAUUCAAUCUUAAGAGAGAUAUAGUACAGAUCGUUCUGAGAAGCAAAUCUUGAAUAUCGAUAAAAGAAUUUGUUCUUACUGUGUGUGUCAUCUGUUUGAAUCGAGAGUAUCAAGACUAUCACCAUGGGUACCGUAAACGUUAACCGUAAUGUUACGGAUGUGUUCUACCGUUACAAGAUGCCCCGGAUCAAUGCCAAGGUCGAAGGAAAAGGCAACGGCAUUAAGACGGUCAUCGUCAACAUGGCUGACGUUGCACGAGCUAUCGGGCGCCCGGCUACCUACCCAACCAAAUACUUUGGUUGUGAGCUGGGUGCGCAAACUCAGUUUGAUUAUAAGAACGAACGUUUCAUCGUCAAUGGAUCCCAUGAUGCCAACAAGCUACAAGACCUUCUUGAUGGCUUCAUUCGCAGGUAUGUGCUUUGCCCGGAAUGUGACAACCCCGAAACGGAUCUGAUUGUGUCCUCGAAAAAGGGCACCAUCUCGCAGGGUUGCAAGGCGUGUGGAUUCCACGGUCCGCUGGAGGUAAAUCACAAGGUAAAUACUUUCAUUAUCAAGAAUCCACCGAAUGUAAACCCGGCAAGUCAGGGAGCCUCCCUUACCGAGGGAAAACGUCGGCAUCGCUCCAAGAAGGGAGAGAAUGGUGACGAUUCGAACGCUGGUAAUGAUAGCACUGCGGAUGGCUCUGCUGCUGAUGAUACUAUCGAUGGUCAGGCAGGCGCUCUUAAUGGGGAUGACGAUGACAACGUCAACUGGACGGUAGAUACCUCGGAGGAAGCUGUCCGCGCCCGUAUGCAAGAUCUGACAGAUGGAGCCAAGAACAUGACAGUUUCGGAUGAUUUUGACAAAACCGAAAAGGAGCGCUUGGACAUUUUCUAUGGACUGGUGAAAAAGAAGCGCGACUCUGGAGAGAUUGAAAAUGUCCAAACACACAAGGAACUCUAUACGGAAGCAGGCCUCCUCGAUGUCCAGUCUAAAUCAACACUCGUGCUGGCUGAGUUGCUGUUUACCGCAAACAUUGUCCAAGAAGCUCGCAAACACCGAAAAUUGUUGCUCCGUUUCACCCAUGAAGAUCCCAAGGCUCAAAAAUACUUUAUCGGUGGUCUAGAGCAAAUUAUCUCUCUGCAUGCUGAUAAACUUAUGGAUAAGGUUCCUGGCAUUUUGAAAUUGUUCUACGAUACCGAUAUCCUGGAAGAGAAACCUAUCCUCGAGUGGUCUCAGAAGGUGAGCAAGAAAUAUGUCUCUAAAGAAGUAGCUGCUCAGAUCCACGAGAAGGCCAAUCCAUUCAUCAAAUGGCUCCAGGAAGCUGAAGAAGAAGAAUCAUCCGAUGACGACGAUGACUCCGAUGUCGAGAUCGAGUAUGACGAUCGUGCCAAAACCGACUCACUCCGCAAAGAACCUGUUAAGCAAGAGGUCAAGAAAUCUACCAAACCGAUCGAUGAGGAAGAGGAUGUUGGCGAUCUCAACAUUGAUGAUAUUUAAAUGUGUGUGUUUUCCCAAAUGGAUGCAAAAUCAAACCAACUGAAUUCCCUAUUCAAAAUUUUAACUACAACAUGUUUAUUUGAUUGCCAUUUGAAAUUACAGAAAAAAAAGCUGAUCAUAAAAAAUGAUAAUUACGUAAUAUCGUAGUAAGUAAUCACAAAACAGAGAGUAGAGUAAAAAAUAACUGUUCAGAUCUCCAUAACAAAACGAUGUUUGCAUACCUAUUUCGAUAUGAAGAGAACAUAAAUGGUCAAUUCUGAAUGCAACCUAUCUCAAUUUACAAACGAUCGGUUGAAAUUAUUUGCGCCUAAUUAUCACCAUUUGAAAAUGUUUCUGUUGGUUUCCUGGAUCCUCGCGUACCAAUACUGUGGGAACAUCGUUCUGGUUUGAUUAAACAAUUUUCUUUUUUUUUUCAAUACUUAAUCACAAAUUUUGCGCUGGGUUUAUACUUUAUGUUAGUUCCAAAAUAUAUUGAUGCUUGAAACGAUCGAUUCCUAAGCAGAGAUAACAAAGCCGGAGCAUAAGCGUUCAUUUGAACGAGGAGUAAACUGAAAUAACUAUUAAAAGAUACAAAUAUUAUUGUAAUCAAAUUAUGUUUUUCAGCAAAAUACACAAUUUCAAAACAA